UAUAUAAAGCAUUCAUUUAUCGUGAUAAUCUUUUAACAAAGUAAGACAUGUCAAUUUUUAGUAAUGUGAUAUGCUCAAGUAUAUAUACAUGUCUGUAAAGGUAUCACAAUGUUAACCAAUAUGCUGUAUUGCACAAGAAAUAAAGAAUUGAAUUGAGUCAUAUUGAUAUGCUAGCAUUUCCAGGUAGUGCAGGUUCAAUUUUGUUUUAAAUUGUGGUCCUCCCCAGAGGGAUAGGAUGGGGUCAUAAUAGGGGAUCAAAGUUUUACUUGGGAAUAUAUGGGGAAAAUCUUCUCAAUAAGAAAAAGGCCUUUAAUAUGCAAGCAUUCUAAGGUAGUGCAGAUUCAAAUUUGUUCAGGUGGUGUCCGUUGAGAGUAGGAUGGGGCCAUAAUAGAGUAUCUCAGUUUUACAUGAAAGUAUGUAGGUAAAAUUAUCUCCUCAAUAAUGGAAGGGUCAUGGAUACUCGUAUUUUAAAAGAUGCAAGCAUCUCCAAGUAGUGCAUAUUCAGAUUUGUUUAAAUUGUGUCUCCCGUGGUGUAGGGUGGGGCCAUGAUAGGGGAUCAAAGUUUCACAUGGGAAUAUAUUGGAAAAAUCUUUUUAAAAUAAUCUUCUCAAUAACAUCGGAGCCAUGGUUAUUCUUAUUAAUGUGCAAGUACCCCCAGUGCAGAUUGAUGUGACCCCGAGGAUAGGUUGGGGCCACAAUAGUGGAUCAAAGUUUUUCAUGGGAUAUAGGGAAAAUCUUUAGAAAUAACAGCAGGGCUAUGACUGUCUAUAUUAAUAUGCAAGCAUCCUCAGGUAGUGUAAAUUGAAUGGGAUUUUCCUUCUUGAAAUAAUGACCCCGUGGGAAGGGUGGGUCUAAAAUAGGGGUCCAAACUUUACUUUAUAAUACGCAAUAUAAUAAUUGCUAGAAACAUAAAUUAAACAGCAGAAAAUACAUUAGUUUACCUCAAUAACAUGCAGGCAUCAUCAUAUAAUACAUCAAAGGGACGUUAGGUGUCAUUUUGUCAUCACAAAUUGAAUUCAAUGAAAAUUGCUUAUAUCAUAUAUUUCAGUAAUGACACCAGUAUUUAAUUAUUUGAAACACUUUUUAACUUCAAAACAGGCAGAUGAAUGUGUAAUUUUGGUGAUUAAAUAAUUACAUGUAUUGUUGUGCAAGACAAUGAUUUCUUUACACUAAAAGCGGUUACCUAACUUUGUUUUAUAAAGUUUCUCUUGUUUUUGUACAAAUUAAAUGUUUGUUUUUUCAGUCAUUAACAUAUAUUCCUAUGCCAUUGAGAGGUUUUGAGAAAAAAGGUUGUCAUCACUUUCACAGCUAAUGCCGCUUUAAGUUUAACUAAGAUUUUCUGCAGUUCGUUUCUUCUUUCAUUUUUUGCGUCUCUAGAGGAGGGGGAUCUGUAGGGGGAAAAAUUCCCCAUAUUUGAAACUAUUGAAAAUAUAUAGUACGAAGUCAAUGGGCCUCUUGUGUAAAGGUACAUGUAAAAUGUUUAGACUCAUACAUGUAGAUAAUUAACUUGGACGGCGCUCAUAUAAAAUUUAAUUCAUUGUUAAUUACUGCUUAAUAUUGCUAACUCUUUGAAGCUCCAACAUGUUAAUUUCCCCACUUACGAACAACAGCACGUAAAUUUCUCAAUUGCAUGCAAAUCAGCAACUUGUCAUGACGUCAGUGGGCGGGGACAAUGGAAAUUAACAUUGAGCACGAUGUACAAUGUAUAUUAGAUAAUACAUGUAAUUUUGAUCUGUUGAUUUUAUAUCUUUAUUUAAAGUCUAAGGGGUCUCUGUCUAAUUUGUUGGGUGUGAGGUAAUUAACUACAAUUUGUACCAUGGAAAACGUGAUAAUUUAUGCAUAGUAACAACUUCGCUUAAAAAUUCUUUAAAAACAUGCCUGUCAUUGAUUAAUGAAUAGCGUACCUGAAAUAUCAUUUCUUGAAUUGCGAAGAUUUGUUUUAACCAUAUGCUAUGAUUAACAUAUAUACAUGAUAAUCGUAUUACUAUAUCGCAAGGUACAAAUUUUCUGUAUUUCGCAAGUAAACAAUAUUGAAGGUAUUUAUCAUAUAUAUACAUGCAUCACCCCUACAGAGUAGUGAGUCAAAAAUGACGUAGACAUGUUUAGCUACACCCUGAUUUUACACCCUCGAUAAAAGUUUUGAAUAUUUAAAUAGCAUGGAAUUGAAGGAUGGCUUAAAACUUCCCUAUGCAAUCAUCUUUCAAUAUAUUUGUUUCGUGAAAAUAAGUAACAGGUGCAUAAAAUCACUUCCAAAAUCAUAUUUGAACUAAAGAUGAUCACAUUUGUUGAGUUCUUGAAUACCGUACUACUUUCCCCCCGUUGGUAUUACCUCAACUGAGGUAGCGCGUAUAUUAUUAUUAGGUCUCCAUUAUACGAAAUCACUGGUCCGGAACUCUUGCGGGCCCACAGUGUAAACUGAUCAGUGAACAAACAAUAUAUGGAUUUUCUUCACAGUCUGUGAGCUCGUUCUGUACAGCUUUCUUCGCUGGGACCCUGCCCUUAUUUUCGUACCUUUGUCUCACUCGGACUAGUGGAUCGGUGUUUCGUCGGGUGAGUGGUUGAUUGUAACAGCGGGAGGAUAAUCAUGAGACAAAGUACCUGUGGGACGGUGAUGCUGGUGUGUGCCACAAUUUUGGGGCCCAUCACUAUCGUCUUCCUGGCUGUUUCGUUUGCUACCGAUCACUGGCUGGAGUUUAAGGUGGCCCGUGACAAAUUUACCGGUUCCAACGAUCUGGACAGAGUCGCUCACACCCGAUACAGGGGGAUAUUCCGGGAAUGUUACCCAGGAAACGACACAGCAUUUUUGCUGACGGCUGAGAAUGUGGUGGAUAACUACUGUUUUAACAUUGACUACGAAGUCCCGGAGUCCUCAACGGCUACACUAAGUACCGAAUUUCUGGCCAGAAUACACUUAUCUCGAUGUUUCCUGGCUUUCUACGUGGUGGCGCUAGUCGUCUUCCUGUUGGCCUUUAUAUUCGGUCUGGUCGUCUGCUGCUGGAGAAGAUCUAAAUGGGCGUACAUCGCUGGUCUGUGUGCUUACAUUGCAGCAUUUGCAACAGCGGCUGCCAUAGCGUUCUUUCACGGAGCUGAAUAUCUUGAAAGAAAUAAAAUCGAGGACAGUACUCUGUUCUAUUCCAAAUGGUCUGCAAGUCUUCAAAACGCUACAACUCGCUCCUACGGCUGGUCCUACAUCCUUGGAUGGGUUGGCAUGAUCAUGGCUGCGCUCUCUGCUACGUUUUACUCUGUUGCUGGAUGUUACAUUGGAGGCGAGCGUUAUGAUGAUAAAGAAUAUCUGGACAAGAGGCGGGAAAUCAUGGAAACUCAAAUGGGAGCAGACUACUACUAUGGUAGACCCUAUCCUCAACCUGCCAUGAUGGGCCCCUACGUUUAUGACAUGGAUUCUAGACGCCCCCUACCGGCCAUUGGAUAUGGUGAUCCGUACACAGUUUCAUGGAGCUAAAGUGUGAAAGUUAUAGACAUUUUCUACCUAUACAACACAUUUUUGUAUGCUUUAAACGUUAGUUAUGGACAGACGAUUGAUACAGAAUGCUCCAAGCAAUUCAAGGAAAAUUCUACAAGAGUUGUAUGAAUGGAGGAUCCACUGCUAUAUAGCUGUAAGAUAUCUCGAAUGAACCGAUAGUAAUUCUCGAGCAGACAUUCCCAAUAUUCUCAAAUGUCUCCAUAGAAAUACGCAAAAAAUUCUAUUUUUAUCCAGCCUAAUCACUUUUCCAAUUGGUUAUUUUUACAGUGAAUAUUUAGAUAUAAUCUUUGAAUGAUGAACAUCAAUUAAAGUUGUUGAAUAUGGGAGUUUUUAAGGGGGGGAAAUGAACAAGGGUUAGGGGCGAUUAUUAAUUAUGUUUUACGAGUAAUAACUUUAAUAUUGUCGAAUUCAGACACCAUUUAUUCUUAACCAUUGUAUGAAAGAAAAUAACUGUUUAGAAGGAUCGACAAUGCUAAUCUGAUGUGAUGUAAAUUGAUGUAUGUCUGAAGAAGAAAGCAUUCUCCUAAUAACAUUCAUAUCUUUAUUAAUCUUUUACUGUUCAACAUAUUAGUUUGUGCAUGUACAUAUAUGUUACAUUUACAUAAUACACCAAUUGAAUAUAUUACAGAAUAUAUCUGGGAAGAAAUUGUAAAAAGUUAAACUGUGAAUAUAUUUUCAUAAUACUUCGUGUUCGUAUAUUCUUACUCGACCGUUUCCAAAGUAGUAUACAUGUACUUCCAAAAAAGCUUAUUUAAUGAUGAAAAAAAAAAGAUUCGAAAGCCAGCAUUGAUUUUAGAAUUUUUCAUGCAAUGAACCAUAAAAGGAUGCUACAAGAUUUCUAAAAGGACAAAAAUCAGCAAAUGUUUGGAUUUCGUUUUUCAUAUAUCACUGUUUUAAUGCAAUAUCAUCAAAAUAAACUUUAUCUUUUA
Ostrea edulis (European flat oyster) is the source of this 4410-nucleotide messenger RNA. Its product is annotated as transmembrane protein 178B-like. Gene Ontology annotation, cellular component: membrane. The record is from RefSeq and is a predicted model, not a curated record. NCBI's taxonomy places the organism in Eukaryota, Metazoa, Mollusca, Bivalvia, Ostreida, Ostreidae. The transcript has 5 exons. Bases 2585 to 3460 code for a protein of 291 amino acids.